Dioscorea cayenensis subsp. rotundata (Guinea yam) is the source of this 603-nucleotide messenger RNA. RefSeq lists its product as uncharacterized. The transcript is spliced from 3 exons. Lineage: Eukaryota; Viridiplantae; Streptophyta; Magnoliopsida; Dioscoreales; Dioscoreaceae. Bases 1 to 603 code for a protein of 200 amino acids. The record is from RefSeq and is a predicted model, not a curated record.
AUGGCAAAGACUUCAAUCAGAUAUCACAAUUAUGAUUCAGAGAGUCAUAAUAUAGAUUUUGAUCGUGCUCAUGAUAGUGAAAAAGACAAAGGCUUCAAGAGAUAUCACAAUUAUGAUUCAAAAAGUUAUGGUAUAGAUUUUGGGCGUGCUCAUAAUAGAAAACUGGACAGAGGCUUCAACAGAUAUCACAAUUAUGAUUUAGGGAGUCGUGGUAUAAAUUUUAGGCGUGCUUAUGAUAGAGAACUGAAUAGAGGCUUCAACAAAUAUCACAAUUAUGAUUCAAAUAGUUAUGGGAGUUGUAUAGAUUUUGGGUGUGUUCAUGAUAGAGAAGUGGAUAGAGGCUUUAACAAAUAUUAUAAUUAUGAUUCAGACACUCAUGGUAUAGAUUUUGGUCGUGCUCAUGAUAAAGAACUAGACAGAGGCUUCAACAGAUAUCAAAAUUAUGAUUUAGAAAGUUGUUGUAUAGACUUUGGGCGUGCUCAUAAUAGAAAACUGGACAAAGACUUCAACAGAUAUCACAAUUAUGAUGUGGAGAAUUGUGGGAUAGAUUUUGGCCAUGCUCAUGAUAGAGAAUCGGAUGAGGCAUACUUUGUAACUGAAUAG